UCAUGCUUACCAUACCUAACUCAGUCGGUUUGAUUUCUACAGGCAUUAGAUGCAAAAAUUCGACUGUUAUUGUUCUGGUUUUUAUUUUUGUGUAAUUGUUUUUGCAGAAUAUCUUUCACGAUUAAUAUAAUUACAAAUUUUGCGAUUUAUCAUAUCGUUAUUAUUAUUUUGUGAAAGUUUAGGAUUAGCAGUAAAAUGCCAGAAUUAACCGAAAUUGACUCUAACAAAAAGGUAAGUUUUGAAGAUCCAAAAAAAAAUGCUGAUAGUGACAGUGAUUCCAGUUGUGCUGAUGCAGCUGCAAACAAAGGAACUGAAAGUGGAAGCGGUGCAGUAUCUGAAGACCUUUCUAACAAAGCUAGACAAUCUAGAGGUGAAAAGAAGGCUAGAAAAAUCAUUUCAAAGUUGGGUCUUAAACAGAUUCAUGGAGUGAACAGAGUAACAAUACGAAAAUCUAAAAAUAUUCUGUUUGUUAUCAAUAACCCUGAUGUCUUUAAGAAUCCUGCUUCUGAUACAUAUAUAGUAUUUGGAGAAGCCAAAAUUGAAGAUCUUAGUCAACAAGCCCAGGUUGCAGCUGCUGAAAAGUUUAAGUCAGCAGAUAUGAUGCCUAGUGUUUUGGACAAAGAUGGAGCUUCAAGGCCAAUGGUAAGUCAACCUAUUCAAGAAGAAGAAGAAGAAGAGGGUGAAAUUGACUACAAAGGUGUUGAAGAGAAAGAUGUAGACCUUGUAUGUGCACAAGCGCAAGUAACGAAACGUAAAGCUAUUGAAGCACUGCUUAAGAAUAACAACGAUAUAGUGAAUGCAAUUAUGGAUUUGACUAUGUAAAACUAAGAUGUAUUAAUUAACACUGCAAAAAAGAUAAAUCAUUGUUUACUUAUAGACUGAUGUUCAGUUCAAAAAAAAAAUUAACAGUUGGAUACAAAAAAUAUACUAUAAAUGGUUACUUCUUAA
Messenger RNA from Daktulosphaira vitifoliae (grape phylloxera), 948 nucleotides. RefSeq names its product nascent polypeptide-associated complex subunit alpha (gene Nacalpha). Gene Ontology annotation, cellular component: nascent polypeptide-associated complex; cytoplasm. Lineage: Eukaryota; Metazoa; Arthropoda; Insecta; Hemiptera; Phylloxeridae. The record is from RefSeq and is a predicted model, not a curated record. The transcript has 3 exons. The coding region runs from base 196 to 822 and encodes 208 amino acids. Gene Ontology annotation, biological process: protein targeting to membrane.